Molecule: messenger RNA, 1284 nt
Organism: Glarea lozoyensis ATCC 20868
Lineage: Eukaryota; Fungi; Ascomycota; Leotiomycetes; Helotiales; Helotiaceae
Product: WD40 repeat-like protein
Exons: 2
Coding region: 1-1284 (427 amino acids)
Biological process (GO): rRNA processing; DNA-templated DNA replication
Cellular component (GO): nuclear pre-replicative complex
Molecular function (GO): protein binding
Source: RefSeq, a predicted model, not a curated record
AUGUUGUCCGAAGGCUUUAUAACGUCGAUUCGUGCUCAACCAAAAUCCGCGAACACUGCGGUUGCCAAAGAUGUUGGAAUCUACCUCCAUACAUUAAAUUCGUCGCACACGGUCAAGUCCUCGUUCAAAAAGAGCUCCACACAUGUGAAUGCUCUCGCGGCAAAUGCCACUCAUAUAUUCGCAGCGCAGGCUGACAAAGCGGUUGUUCAUGUGUACUCAAGGGAGCGAGGGAAUCAGGAGGCAUUGGUUUCGUUUCCAGAGAGGAUCAGCUGCUUGACCCUGGCAGGAGAGAGUGUGGUUGUCUUCACAGGUCGGAUGAUUUCAACGCCAUCUGCUCAUUUGCAGACAGUAACAUCUAUAAGUGCUACAAAAUUGGAUAUCCUGACUGGAUCCGAGGAUUCGAAUAUACAUGUCUGGUCACUACCUCGACUUUUGGCAUUGGGAACAAAGGAGCCUCUGGAGCCGCUGCGAAGCUUGUCAAACCAUCGAGCUGCCAUUACCUCUCUUGCCAUAGGUCAGGGCACAAAUCAAACAAACAUCAGUGUUUCUGCCAGUCGAGAUAAUACCAUCAUCGUCUGGAAUCACCAUACAGGAGACCUGCUUCGCACGCUCUUGUUACCUUCGACACCCCUUUGCGUCGCCCUUGAUCCAUGCAAUCGAGCGGUGUAUGCAGGGUUUGAAGACGGUUCGUUACAGAUGAUCGAGUUCUUUCAAGCAAACUCUACCUUAAACCCGCUGUUUGACCCGAAUCUUCAGACGACGCCAGUACAGAUCACCGAAGCUCCCUGGACCGCGCCCUCUGAACCCGGGUCCGUACACUGCGUAGGUUUGAGUUACGACGGCACUUUUAUUCUGUCUGGUCACGCGUCAGGAAAGAUAUCCCAAUGGGAUACGGGUCGUCGUGCUUUCUCUUCCGAGCUUGUUGAUCUUAAUGCUCCUGUCACAAAUCUCCUAAUGCUAUCGCCUUUCCCCUCGAGGGUUACUGCUCGAGUUACUACUGUCGUGAAGCCGAAGCUUGGUGAGGUUCAAUACACAUUUACAGCUCAGCUCUGUGCUCCACCCCACACGACUGAUUUUGAUCGAAUAGUCAACUCAAACGGGUUUCCAGAGGAGAUGUUAGUGGAUGCGGUCGCCCGAUUCUCGACUCCGACAAGUUCAUCUUCGAGUGGAGAUGACAAAUUAAGGAAAGAAAAUGAAGAACUGUGGAGAGUUGUGAAUGAGCAGCAAGCUUUGCAGAAGAAGACACUGGACAAAUACAACAAACUCAAGGCUAACGGGUCUUGA